AGACCUGAGAGAGAGAGAGAGAGUGACGGCGAGUGUUUAGAAGGGUGUGUUCAUACAUGCACCUCCUUUCCUCUGAUCUUUAUUAGUUCCAACACUCAAUUCUCACCUUCAAUACUUACAGCAAACUCUAAACUCUACUAUACACCCUCUGGAUUCACAUAGAGCGAUGGGGAUGUGGAUUAUUCUGAUGGGUCUCGCCUCUGCAUUACUGGUCUCCUCCAGAUCAGAAGAUAAAGGUACCAAAGUUGUGCGCUCACGGAGCUGCAGCUAUGUUGGAGUGUUCCAUGUGGAGGGCAGAGAUCGCUACAGCCUGACGUUUGACGAGGCCGAGAGGUUGUGUGAGGAUUUAUCCUCGUCAUUAGCCAGUCUAGAGCAGGUGGAAAAAGCCUUCAAAAAAGGACUACAGACAUGCAGGUAUGGAUGGAUAAACAGCACAGAGGUGGUGAUAGUCCGUCACAAGCCAAAUCAAAACUGUGCUGGCAACCAAACGGGCAUAAUCAAUAAAACUGCAGACAGAAAAAAAUUUGACGCCUUCUGUUAUGAUGCUAAAGAUACGUCAGACGUGAACUGCGCAGCUCUGAUUGACCCCGGCAGCUCAGACAAAUCAGAUCCCGAGCCUGACCCUGUCGCAGCAUUUACAGGUACAACAGUUAUCAAGGACGACAGUACGACAGUUACCCCAGAAGUUGCAACACACCGACCAAAUGCUGGAGGAGUAGAUUCUGAAAACUCAACAUCUGAAGACACAUCUGUAUCUGAGUCUUCUACUCCAGUUCACUGGAUGCAGACCAGUCCCACGCAGAGCCCUGUGGAACAGAACCACACCGAUCAAAUGGACGAUCAGACCUACCAGGAUGUGGAUAUGGAGAAUUUCACAACCUCACCUCCAAAUCCAGAAACCACAAGGCUGGGAGUGGGUGAGACAGCGUCCACCAGUCAAACACCAGCAAAUAAAGCAGAACACGCCACCCCAAACAACGGCUCUAUAGACUGGCUGAUCAUUUUACUCACCAUUUUGGCAGUUCUUCUCAUUCUGCUUUUCUGUGUCAUUGUAGCGAACAGAAAAAGAUGGUGUGGCAAGAAAAAGACUCUGAUUAUUACAAAUGAGAGCCGCAGUGAAGAAAAUGGUGCCUCGUCCACUAAGAAUCAUGAGAUGGUCAAACUCGUGAACACUGAGAACAUCGCAGAGAACGGCAAUUCAGAGCUCAUCGACAUCGGUCUGGAUAAGUGAACGUAGAAAAUCUAGAAGGCAUAAGAAAGAGAACACCUUACCUAACACCUUACAAUACAGAUGCACUAAUAUGCCUUAAAGGGGUCAUCAGAUGCAAAAUUCACUUUUACAUGUUUGAGCGUUAAUGUGAGUUGGCAGUGUGUGUACGCAACCACCCUAUAAUGAUACAAAUCCUGCUGAAGAUGCAGUGGAUUACAUUUGUUUUUGAAGGGAGCGCGCUCCCGAUCUACCUAAAUGCGUGUAUGUUCGCGUAAAUCAUUCAUGAUCCGGUUUCACCUACAGAAGGAGUAAACCUUUUUUUUUUUUUAAUGUAUAUUUGCAAAUCACUUUUCCUAAUAAUGUGCUAGUUAGCAAGUUCUGCAGCUAAAUUGGACUAAAAUGAACAGUCUCAGAGAACUGCUUGUCACCCCAUGGAAGAGAGGGCAGGGUGAGCCGAGCUCAUUAGCAUUUAAAGGGACAUGCGGCGAAACGGUUCGCUGUGAAGAGAGCUGCUUUUGGCAAGGUAAAAAGGGUGUCGUUUUACACUACCAUUGAGAAAUUUUAACCAAAGUAUAUUGUAGACUUUUCAUUAAGACCCUAAAGAAUCAUAUCAAUGUAUGGAAAAUUGACAUCCGAUGACCCUUUAAAUUCAUGUUGAACUAAUGCACAGAGAAUCUUCAAAUAAUUUAUGAUUUAUGAAGAACUAAGCUAUUUGUUGACAAUUAUAUCAGCAACUAAUAAAUAAUGAAUGGCUUAGUUUCUCACGAGUCAUUAACUGUGAAUUAGUUCAGCGUGAAUGAAUGCAUGUAAGUGCACAGAUUGUAAAGAUCGUAAAAUUGUUGUCAGUUUUACAUUAUAAAAAACAUGACCAGAGAACGUGAUCUAAGUACAAAAACAGAAGAAAGAACCCUAGAGACUGAGAUGGACAUAGAACUGAAAACAAAAGAAGUAAUGUCUGUAAAUGUCUAUUCUGAGUUCUUAAUAUCAACCUACUGUGUGUGUGUGUGUGUGUGUGUUUGAUUAUUUCUUUAUAUUAAUUUUAUAUUAAAAUAUUAAAUGACUAGUUAAUUUUAUACUAGUGUUUUUUUAAAGCAAUACUGUAGCUUUCCAGUGCCUUUGGUAUAACACCGGUUAAAUCAGUGCUGGUCAGAUAAGUCGACUGAUCACUGAGCAAGAAGCAAAUACGAUUAUUCAAUAAAGUUGUUACCAUUA
Molecule: messenger RNA, 2422 nt
Organism: Labeo rohita (rohu)
Lineage: Eukaryota; Metazoa; Chordata; Actinopteri; Cypriniformes; Cyprinidae
Product: CD44 antigen
Exons: 8
Coding region: 167-1231 (354 amino acids)
Biological process (GO): inflammatory response; cell adhesion; positive regulation of ERK1 and ERK2 cascade
Cellular component (GO): basolateral plasma membrane; macrophage migration inhibitory factor receptor complex; plasma membrane
Molecular function (GO): hyaluronic acid binding; cytokine receptor activity
Source: RefSeq, a predicted model, not a curated record